Telopea speciosissima is the source of this 1607-nucleotide messenger RNA. Its product is annotated as sugar transport protein 10-like. The coding region runs from base 45 to 1595 and encodes 516 amino acids. Gene Ontology annotation, cellular component: membrane. Lineage: Eukaryota; Viridiplantae; Streptophyta; Magnoliopsida; Proteales; Proteaceae. The record is from RefSeq and is a predicted model, not a curated record. Gene Ontology annotation, molecular function: monosaccharide transmembrane transporter activity. Gene Ontology annotation, biological process: monosaccharide transmembrane transport. The transcript has 4 exons.
UCAUUAAAGUUGAGAAGCCAAAGACAUAACUGAUUUGCUGCAAGAUGGCAGGAGGAGCUAUUGUAUCAACUGGGCCGAUUAAGAACUACAAUGGAGGGAUGACAGCCUUUGUGUUUAUCACCUGUGUGGUGGCUGCCACCGGUGGUUUAAUUUUCGGAUAUGAUCUCGGGAUAUCAGGGGGAGUGACUUCUAUGAAUGAAUUUCUUAAAAAGUUCUUCCCCUCAGUGUACAAGAGGAUGAAUGAUGAUUCUAUUAAACAAAGCCAGUAUUGCAAAUUCGAUAGUCAGUUACUGACCAGCUUCACCUCUUGCCUCUAUCUCGCUGCGCUGGUAGCUUCUUUCUUCGCGUCGGCAGUAACUAGGAUCUUUGGCCGGAAGAUCUCAAUGUUGAUAGGAGGGACUGUGUUUCUUGUUGGCUCAAUCAUCAAUGGUAUCGCAUCUAAUGUUUUAAUGCUUAUCAUUGGUCGCUUACUACUUGGUGUGGGUGUCGGUUUCGCCAAUCAGUCUGUCCCUGUUUAUCUAUCUGAAAUGGCACCAGCAAAAGUGAGAGGGGCGCUCAACAUGGGCUUUCAGUUGGCCAUUACAAUUGGUAUUUUGGUUGCAAAUCUUGUUAACUAUGGCACAGCCCAGAUGAAGAAAAAUGGUUGGAGAUGGUCUUUGGCUAUCGCAGCGGUUCCCGCCGUGAUAAUGUCAGUCGGCUCAGUUCUAUUGCCUGACACCCCCAACUCUCUACUGGAAAGAGGCCAUAUGGAGAAGGCCAAAUCAAUGUUGGAGAAGAUCCGUGGCACUUCUGAAGUUGAUGAGGAAUUCCAAGACCUUAUGGAUGCAAGCCAGCAAUCGAAGAUGGUUGAACAUCCAUGGAGAAACAUAACCCAGCCAAGGUACAGGCCUCAGCUCGUCAUGGCCAUUCUCAUUCCCUUCUUUCAACAGUUAACAGGUAUCAAUGCCAUCAUGUUCUACGCACCAGUUCUCUUCAAGACAUUGGGAUUUGGUGACAAUGCCUCCCUCAUGUCUGCUGUAAUUACUGGCCUUGUUAAUGUUUUUGCAACCUUCGUUUCGAUCUUCACGGUCGAUAAGUAUGGCCGGAGGUUCUUGUUCCUCGAAGGUGGCAUUCAGAUGAUCGUCUGCCAGAUUCUUGUCGGAACACUCAUUGGAUUGAAGUUUGGGACCACUGGCGAAGGAUCCAUGUCUAAGGGAUAUUCUGAUCUGGUCCUGAUCUUGAUUUGCGUUUACGUGGCGGCCUUUGCUUGGUCUUGGGGUCCAUUGGGAUGGCUAGUUCCUAGUGAGAUCUUCCCACUGGAGAUCAGAUCAGCAGGUCAAGCCAUCAAUGUGUCUGUUAACAUGUUUUUCACCUUUAUUAUAGCUCAGAUUUUUCUCAACUUGCUUUGCCACAUGAAGUUUGGUCUCUUCUUAUUCUUUGCCGCAUGGGAGAUUGUGAUGACAAUCUUCAUCUACUUCUUUCUGCCUGAGACGAAGAAUGUACCAAUCGAAGAGAUGAACCGGGUGUGGAAGCAACACUGGUUCUGGGGUAAGUAUAUCCCAGACGAUGCUGUUGCUGGCGGCAUCCAACUCUCAGCUGGGAAGUCUGUCGCCUGAAUAAAUAGAGUA